Messenger RNA from Williopsis jadinii, 1071 nucleotides. It is a transcript of the gene ETR1, whose product is annotated as enoyl-[acyl-carrier-protein] reductase. NCBI's taxonomy places the organism in Eukaryota, Fungi, Ascomycota, Saccharomycetes, Phaffomycetales, Wickerhamomycetaceae. The record is from RefSeq and is a predicted model, not a curated record. The transcript has a single exon. Gene Ontology annotation, biological process: fatty acid metabolic process. Gene Ontology annotation, cellular component: mitochondrion. Gene Ontology annotation, molecular function: trans-2-enoyl-CoA reductase (NADPH) activity. The coding region runs from base 1 to 1071 and encodes 356 amino acids.
AUGUCCACCAGAUCCAUCACCACUGCCAAGUCGAUCAUCUACUCGUCUCACGGUGUUCCCCAGGAUGUGAUCAGAGUUCACACUUUCACCAUCCCAGAUGCCGAGGGCGACUCCGUUGUGCUGAAGUCUUUGGGGUUCCCAAUCAACCCGUCUGAUAUCAACCAGCUGGAAGGUGUCUAUCCAUCUAAGCCGGAGAAGACCACAAAGUACGGCACUGAGGAGCCUGCUGCGAUUGCCGGCAACGAAGGUCUCUUUGAGAUUGUGCAAGUUGGUCCAAACGUCAAGGAGCUCUCUGUUGGAGACCAUGUCAUCCCAUUGUUCUCCAACUUUGGUACUUGGACGUCCCACAACGUUGCCCAGGAGAAGGAUUUGGUGAAGUUGCCAAAAUCGCUGUCCGUAGUUGCUGGUGCAACCAUCUCCGUGAACCCCGCCACCGCUUACCAACUCGUUUCCAACUACGGGCUGGAGAAGGGUGAUUGGUUGAUUCAGAACGCUGGUACGUCUGGUGUUUCCCAAAUGGUGGCUCAGAUUGCCAAAUCUAAGGGCAUUAACGUGCUCAGUGUCAUUAGAGACCGUAGCGACUUUGACCAAGUCAAGGCCAAGCUGGAGGCCCAAGGCGCUACAAAGGUCAUCUCUGAGACCGAGAAUGGUGACCGUGCAGUGGGCGCAGAGAUUAAGAAGCUCACUGGUGGCAAGAUCAAGAUAGCGCUGAACUCCGUAGGCGGUGUCUCGUCUUCCAACAUUGCGAGAAAGCUGGCUCCAAACGCAACGAUGUUCACUUACGGUGGUAUGUCCAAGAAGCCAGUGAGCAUCCCAACAUCGCUGUUCAUCUUCAAGAACCUGACAUGUAAGGGCUACUGGGUCACAGAGAACACCAAGAAGGACCCACAGUCAAAGAUUGAAACCACGGAGGAGCUCGUCAAGCUCUACCAGUCCGGGCAGUUGAAAGAGCUGGACGUGAACGAACACACCUGGAAGCUGGACGAGUUCUCUGACGACCAGAUCUUGGAGCUGCUCAAGGGAGUGGUUGAGAACGCUUAUAACGGCAAGCAGUUCAUCAGAAUUGUUUAA